UUUAGUUUUUUAACAAGGAAUUGUGUCUAAAACAUAAAUUGUUGUUAAAAUGACCGAGCAGUGUUGCAGGUGUAAUUUACCGAAGGAAACUCCGAAGGUUCUUCCAGGAUCAGCAUCAUUUCGCUAUAUAUGCCGACUCUGCCUGAUGCGUGCCGAAGAUGUAGAGCCUAUAUUUAUACAUCCUGGUGACAGAACGCUGGCCAACAAAAUUUUGGCUUGUACUGGCGUAGAGAUAGACGAAAAUGCCGCUGUAGGACCGAGCGCAAUCUGCAUAUCUUGCAAAACAUCGGUGUAUAAAAGUUAUCAGUUUUUAGAAUUAUGCCAACGUAAUAAUAAAAUUAUUCAAAAUUUACUUGCUAGCCAUGACACAAAAAAUAGUACACCAAGAAAUGAAUUGCGGAUGGUCAUUCGCCCUAUACCAUCAGCAGUCAGUCAACCUAUUCCCGAAAACCAAAGAAAGCGCACACUGUCCCGCCGACAAUCGACACGAAGUUAUAUUGAAUCGUCGACCAGUGCCAGUGAUAUCACCUGGAGUGAUUGCGAUGACGAAGAGAAUGAACAACAGGGUUUCGAUGACGACGGACAAAUUCGUUAUCGACAAGUGGCAUACGACACGGAUACUCAAGAGGAAUCGCCCAAACGACCACGUUUAGGAGAUAGUGAAAAUAGAGUUCCAGCGUUAGUGAUUCCGAUGACUCGUCUGAAUGGUUUUAGAGAUAGCUCACAAAGUUAUGGACGGGAUUCACGAAAUUCCACCAUUGAUCAGACGGGAGAGAAUGAUUUAUUUCAAUGUGAAUUUUGCGACGGGUCGUUUCCUUAUCGCAUUCAAAUCAAACAACAUAUAGAUCUCUACCAUGCCAAUCGCAAAAAUGAAUUGGCUUGCAAAUUUUGUUCAAAAACCUAUUUUACAACCGACACCUUGCGGCGACACACAGCGGAGAAGCAUGCUUCAACUAUUUUGAGGGAGUGCAAACUUUGCAAUAGAAGCUUUACUUCUGCCCAAGGCCUCCAUCAACAUUAUCGGUCACUGAUUCAUCGCGCCGCCACCGGUGAAGCCGUAUAUCCCCGAAGGCGUCAUUCAUAUCGUAGUGAUUCCAGUCGACGAGAUUCUAUUUGUUCCUACGUAAGCGAUAAUAAUUAUAAACUUGGCGAAAGCCGUACAAGUCGCAAGUCUUAUUCACACUACAUGGAUCAAGAUGAUUACAAUCCAUACGCUGAUGUUUACUACGAUGAAGUAACUACAUACAAAUGCGACUAUUGUGAUGCUCGGUUCGAUGAUGCGCACAGCUUAGCAAAACACACCGCUGUGAAACCGUGUCGAGUAGAACUAGAACCACUAAAUUUAGAUUUAUUAUUGGAGAGAAUGGAUCUUGACGAGCUAUUGCAGCCACUGAACAAUAUCGAUGAUGUGGCAAUAAUUGAACCACCUAUUGAAAUAGUUGACCUUACAUAGCAUACCGCAAAAGACACCUGCAAAAAUGCGAUGCCAAUUAUCUUACGCAUUCAGUUUACCAAAAAUAUGUAACGCUGUAAUC
This is a messenger RNA of Sabethes cyaneus, 1535 nucleotides long. Its product is annotated as zinc finger protein 652-like. The record is from RefSeq and is a predicted model, not a curated record. NCBI's taxonomy places the organism in Eukaryota, Metazoa, Arthropoda, Insecta, Diptera, Culicidae. The coding region runs from base 50 to 1453 and encodes 467 amino acids. The transcript has 3 exons. Gene Ontology annotation, biological process: regulation of transcription by RNA polymerase II. Gene Ontology annotation, cellular component: nucleus. Gene Ontology annotation, molecular function: zinc ion binding; RNA polymerase II transcription regulatory region sequence-specific DNA binding; DNA-binding transcription factor activity, RNA polymerase II-specific.